This is a messenger RNA of Anopheles merus, 1878 nucleotides long. It is a transcript of the gene PolZ2, whose product is annotated as DNA polymerase zeta processivity subunit. Bases 1091 to 1789 code for a protein of 232 amino acids. The transcript is spliced from 2 exons. The record is from RefSeq and is a predicted model, not a curated record. Gene Ontology annotation, cellular component: zeta DNA polymerase complex. Lineage: Eukaryota; Metazoa; Arthropoda; Insecta; Diptera; Culicidae.
AGGUCGUCCGGCAGGCCGGGUUCGUUCUACUUUUUACCGUCUUAAGUCACCUGCACACGAGCGCGCGCGCGCGCGCCUUCAAGGCUCUCCGUUUUUGCACACCGUUUUCUCUCGCAGUCUUUAAUAGCAAUAAUGAUGUACGCUUGUUACAACAGCAAGUGGUUUAAUGGUUGUACGUACCUUUGAACUCUCUUUCGCUCGAUAAUAAUUAUGAAUUAGGACACCUCACAUGGAAGCACGGGCUAACUCGACAGUGUUCGGCAUCAUCACUAGAUAUUCUCUUCUCCUUAUCAUCUGGCAUAAGGGUCAAGUACCAGUGCAUACCGUAGGAUAGAAAUAUGAAUUGAAAUUACGAUUGAAAUUCUAAAACCCCUUUUCGCUGUGCCGUGGAAUGUCUGUUAGCUAGCCUGUGUUUGGGUUUGAUCGCUGCUUUGUGACGAUCGAUACGAUCGAGUGCUUUUUUCGAACCCAGUUCUGGUCCUUUUUGGAGUUUCCAUUGGGCAGUAGUGUAAUGGAGAGACAAAAUAUAUAUCAAACCUGCAUCCCGAGAACAAUAACUAGUUGGAUACAUGAUUAGGAAUAGGAAUUAGUGCCACAAAAACAUACUUACACACACACUGGACCCGACACUACUCACCGUUUUGACCGACACUCACAAAUACACACAUUUGCUAGCAAAAAAUAUAUUUCUCUACAUUGGUGUUCCCUCAAAGCACAUCCAAUCGAACAGCAAGAAAUGUAUGUUACUGCUUUACGAUGUCAAUUCCCGAACAAAAAUCAUUCAGCAAAUGGCCGGCCAAACGUCGAUCACACAGGGCCACAGAAGAGUAACGUGAAGAACGGAAAGGGCGUUGUGGUUGAAGUGAAAUUGGUUGGAUUUAAAAAUGAAGAUGGAAUAAACAUCAGAAGGCAUGCAAAGUACUACAUAUGCUCUGCGUAAAAGUUUCACAUGAUUGUUGCAAUACUGGCGCUCUAGAUGGCAGUCCGAAAAUGGUCUCGUAACCAUAGAUAUGCGAAGGUAUUUUGAUUAUUUGCCUGUGCAGCAUAAAACAAAUCAUGGCCGGUAAACAACAGUCGGACGCGCGCUGGGAUGGGAGGAGGGGAUGUAAAUGUCAUCGUGAGCAAACACACCCAACAUACCGAAACAUCAACAAACGCAAACAAGGGCGCCAAAAUGGCUACAGCUACGGAAAAGCAGGAAAUAGACGUCAUCGUCGAGAUGAUGGAGAUCUACAUCAACUCCAUCCUGUACAAGCGCAAACUCUACCCCGAGGCAAUAUUUCGCAUCCGCAAGGCGUACAACAUCCCGGUGUACAUUUCCAUCUACAGCGCGCUGAACGACUACAUCGCGCAAACGUUAAAAGCUGUCCGGGAAAUGUUACGAAACCGCAAGGUGCGACGGCUGGAAGUGAUCCUCUUCGAGGAGGAAGACAAUCCCCUGGAAAGCUACGUGUUCAACCUAGACUACCAGCGGCUGGCGAGGGAGAGCGAUGAAAACAUGAGCGCGUUUGAGGAGGAGCUCCGACAGUCGUUGCUGGCGCUGGAUGCUCGUAUGAAGAAUUUAAAGCGCUUGCCGGAGAGUGCGGACGUUAAGUUCAAAAUUUUGCUGCACACAACGGAAUCGGCGUACGUGAGGAUCGGUAACGAUCCCCGCCUGCAGAGCUUCCCCUUCGUGAAGGAGGUGGCGGUGCAGGAGGCGGAUGAAAAGUCCAGAAUCGAGCUGUUGCCGGUGUUGCAGACGUCCUGCGUUGGGGUAAACGUGUUUGUUGAAGAGUAUGGUAGGAUGUGAUACGCGUACGUGUUGAACUGAAUUGUAACGUGUAUGGUGUGGUCAAUUACUGUAAUAAAUCAAGCACUUUUUUAAAUUCGUUGUGUAUG